Fraxinus pennsylvanica is the source of this 849-nucleotide messenger RNA. NCBI's taxonomy places the organism in Eukaryota, Viridiplantae, Streptophyta, Magnoliopsida, Lamiales, Oleaceae. The record is from the annotation of a GenBank genome assembly.
AUGGAAAUUCCACAAAUGAAUGUAAUCGGUGAUUUUGAGGCAGGAAUGAAAUGCUUGCAAGACCCAUCUUUGAUUUCUCAUUUCUUUUACAGUUUCUGGAAGUGGGGUGCUCUAAUUCUUGCAGUUUCAGCGACUUUCGUGUGCAUAAUUAGGAGAGGCAAGAUAAUAUCUAUUCCUUUACACGCAGUCGAGCCUUCUUCACAAGCUUUUGUUCAAAGGGAUGAAGUUGAAUUUAGCGAUGAUGAUGACUGCUCUUCUGUUUCUUCAGAAGAGGAUGAAGAAGAUCAACAAGAUGUUGAUGAAGAUUUUCGUGUCAAGGGAUCUAGUUUCUAUUUGAAACUCCAAUGGCAAAAUAGUAUAUCGAGACACAUGAGGCGGCUGCGGAGUGGCGGUGAGAGAUUUGGGUGGUCGAAGUUGACCUCCAGCAAAAGUGUUGUAAAGCUAUGGGAUAGUUUGGGUUUAGGUUUCGACUGUUUCGAAGAAGAUAAUGAUAAUGAUUCUACACCGUUGGUGGAGUCUCCGAAGACGGUUUUUACAGCAAAGCGUAAUGAGAACGGCGCCGGAGUCGUUUUGGGUGGUUACGAUAUCAGAAUGAGGCGUCGGGUUCCAGCUAUAUCAGCCGAAUGGUGUUUACCGGCGGAAGAUGUGGCGGGGGUGAUGACUGUGUCCAGCGGCGGGGUUGAGAAAGUGUACGUACGAGAUGACAUCAACGGAAUUUUAACCGUUGGCGACGUGAGAAAUGUGACAGCGCCGGUGGAGAAUGUGAGGGAAUGUGACGGAGAUAGGUGGUGGGACGCUGACGCCGUUAUUGUGGAUGACGAAUUCAGGUUUGUUAAUGGGUCAAGAUAA